UUUUACUAAAAAUGAAUCCUUAUAGCCAAGUGCCUGAAAACAGGGAUGCAAGUAGUGAUAAUAAUUUUGGAGCCGCCAACCCACCAGUGAGUAUAAAUUAUCAACAACCAGUUGGUAUCCUUCAUGGACCGGGAUACAAAUUAGUCCAAGCUCAAUCUAGAGUGCAUAAGUACUCUUGGUACAUCAAACUUGUUGGAUGGAUCUUCAUAAUCCUUGGUGGACUAAGAGCAGCCACCUAUGCCCUCAGGUUCCUUGAUACUGAAGAAAUUGAUAUCGAAUUCAAUGAGUCAAAAAUGGAGGACAACGACAUAGAAGUCCCGGCCGGUCCUCUUGCUUUUGCAAACUUCCUUGAUACAGUAUCUGCUUGCUUGACAAUUUUAAUGGGAUAUCUUUUCAUCAAAACUGCAGAAACCCCAACCAGAACUUCAACAUGGAGGCUUUAUAAGAAGACUCUUGCAAUUAUCCUAGUGCAGUUCCUCUUCCUUGUUCUUGCUUACCUAGCCGUUUUCAUUGGCUUUGGAAUAGCAUUUGAUGAAUGGAUGAAAGAUGAAAGAAGAUCACCAGGAGAAUAUAGACUUAGACAUAAGAGUAGCGGUCAAGAAUUCCAUAUCAAGAAGCAUAGUGAAGGAGAAAGAGCAAACAAUGAUGAUUUAAGAGAGAUGGAAGGUAUAUCUGCUAUAGUAUUUAUGAGCUUAAUGAUGGCAUUUUCAAUUGCUUGCUGCUGUGCUACCAUGUACUCUGCUUGCAUCUUAGGGGGACUUUACAAGUAUCACUACAAUGCUAGAGAACUUGAAAUCAUUCAAGACUUGCCGUCAGUAAAUCAAGUUAACAUGCAACAAAUGCCUCACUACCAAGCUCAUCCUCAGCCCCAUAACUCUGCUGGAGUAAUUGUAAGAGGCCACGUUAUUGCUACUCCCUCUAUCAACGACCCAUAAAUCUACCCCUUAGUUUCAAUAACUCCACAAUCAAUUCCU
Molecule: messenger RNA, 974 nt
Organism: Moneuplotes crassus
Lineage: Eukaryota; Ciliophora; Spirotrichea; Euplotida; Euplotidae
Source: the annotation of a GenBank genome assembly